AUGCGCGUCGCUUACCGCGAAUUGGAUUUAUUGAUGCUGACGAACCCGGUGCAUUCGCCUUUCUUGAUCCUCGUCACGUUGUUCGAGCAAUUCACACUAUACCCGCGUUUGCACAUGGACGCACGGAUGAGUACCUGCGGCCCUCAAUCGCAAGGCAUCCUCGAGAAUAUGACAUACUACGAACCUGAUGCGGAACACAUGUAUAGCUUUGCUGAUUGCGACAUGUUCAUGCGCUUCCGCGGCGGUGGUAUCGGUCACAUGGCAAUCGCUGAAGUCACUGAACGCCUACUGCAGGAAAGUCAUGAAGACAUGCAAGAUAACCUGGAGGGUCAUCCGACAGACAAGCCCUCGAUUCCUGAUGCUUUGCGCCCGGCCCGGGGUAGAGAUCAAGAGUACGCUGAUGUGCGCCACUCGGAGGUAGUACUCGGAAAUCCUCCAAACACGCUGACCGUGGGGAUGCUGUGCCAGGAGGGUCCCAAUAAUAUACAGGCCGAGGAAGCAGACUACGGAUAUAUUGACAAUGAUGCCGAAGACAUAGAUGAUGGGGGUGAGAUUGGGACUGACGACGAAGAUGCUUUGGGUCCUGAAGAUGGGGAAGACGAUGGUGGUGAUGAUCCCUGCACAGUCGAAGGAUACGCAUCAUUAUGA
Molecule: messenger RNA, 648 nt
Organism: Postia placenta MAD-698-R-SB12
Lineage: Eukaryota; Fungi; Basidiomycota; Agaricomycetes; Polyporales; Adustoporiaceae
Exons: 2
Coding region: 1-648 (215 amino acids)
Source: RefSeq, a predicted model, not a curated record